AUGUCUUCCUAUGACCUGUGUUCUCCCACCUCCUGCGGCCCAACCCCGCUGGCCAACAGCUGCAACGAGCCCUGUGUCAGGCAGUGCCAGGACUCAACGUACGUGAUCCAACCCCCUCCCGUGGUGGUGACGCUGCCUGGACCCAUCCUCAGCUCCUUCCCCCAAAAUACCACGGUGGGCUCCUCCGCAUCUGCAGCUGUUGGGAGCGCUCUCAAUGCUGAGGGAGUGCCCAUCUGCUCCGGCAGCUCCUCAGGGUUGGGGAGCUUUGGUUAUCCAGGCGUGGGCAGCGGGUACAGCCGGUCCUACCGCCGCUACAACACCUACCGCAGCAGCUUUGGUGAGCCAUGCUAA
This is a messenger RNA of Apaloderma vittatum (bar-tailed trogon), 351 nucleotides long. RefSeq names its product feather keratin 4-like. The transcript has a single exon. NCBI's taxonomy places the organism in Eukaryota, Metazoa, Chordata, Aves, Trogoniformes, Trogonidae. The coding region runs from base 1 to 351 and encodes 116 amino acids. The record is from RefSeq and is a predicted model, not a curated record. Gene Ontology annotation, cellular component: intermediate filament. Gene Ontology annotation, molecular function: structural constituent of cytoskeleton.